AGAAAUCAGUGGAGUGGACGAGUGGUUCGGAGUUCGCGGUUUGUCAUUAUAGUUAUCGGCAUAUUUUUUGUGACUUUUUUUAAACAAUAUAGUGUACAAUGCAAAUGCUACCAUUUGAUUAAAUUAGCCAUUUAGCUGUAAAAUCUUCUUCUGCUCAGAAAAGUGAAAAAUAAUUUCUAAUCAGUGAGUAUCAUAAUGUCGGAGGACGAGCAAGAGAAAGAAGAGAAGCCGUUUGCAGUCGAGAGAGCGAAAACUGGACGGGCGAAAUGCAAAAAAUGCAAAUGUCCGAUAGACAAGGACAAUGUGCGAAUUGCAAAAAUUAUGAGAAAUCCCUUCGGCGAUGGUACAAUGAAAUGUUGGCACCAUGUGACUUGCAUAUUUGAUGUUUUUGCAAAACAAAGAGCGACGACAAAAAGAAUUGAUGAUCCUGAGGAAGACAUAAGUGGCUGGGAUCAACUUGAACAAGAAGACAAGGACCUCGUCCUUAAGAAGCUUGGGGAAUUCGAAAAGGAUUCACCAUUUAAGGGAGCUAAAGUACCUCAGAAAUCUCCAAAAGAAAAUAAGUUAAAGACUCCGGUGAAGCCUGAGCUUAAAACAAAUACGAAGGAAAAACCUGCAAAAAAGGAUUCGGCUUCGACAAGUUUGAGCACUACGAAGGACAAACAAGAAAAAAAGACAGUCAACUCAGAAGAUGAGAAAUUCCCAUCCAGGGAUGAUAUGUUUCGUGAAUUUCGACGACUUUGCUACGAAAUUGCAGACGCAAGUUCCUAUCUUGAUAAAACUGCGAUUGUUAAGAAAAUGUUCACCAAAGGUUCCAAAGGAGAUGGAUUUAAAAGCGACAUUGUCCUGUGGUGUAAGCUCCUCUUACCUGGGGCCGUAAAGAGAAUCUACAAUCUCCAAAGCAAGCAGCUAAUUAAGCUUUUUGCAAGAUUGCUUAAGCAGGAUGAAAAUGAGAUGCUUGAACAUUUGGAACAGGGAGACGUCGCAGAAACCGUAGCAGAAUUUUUCGAAAGUAGUGUUGAAGUUCGACCCAAUCUGAAAAGUGUUGUCACUAUACAAGAGGUGGAUCAAUUUCUAGAAAAGCUUUCCACACUAACGAAGGAGCAUGACCAAAUGAAACAUUUCAAAUCUUUUAUUGUUAGGUGUACAGCUAAUGACUUGAAAAUGAUCAUCAGAUUAAUUAAACAUGAUUUGAGGAUUAACUCUGGACCUAAACAUAUACUCCAGGCAAUCGAUGUGGAAGCCUACAAAGCUUUUCAAGUAUCAAAUAACUUGGAGGCUGUUAUUCUUCGUUGUUUGGGUGAUCCUUCAUCUUCAAGCUCGGCUGCGACUUCAACUUCUGGUUCGAAAAAAGGUUCAGGGGAGAAGAAAGUGGCUCUUUCUAUAAUGACACCUGUGCUGCCAAUGCUGGCAGAAGCCUGUAAAUCCGUGGAGAUGGCUAUGAAGAAGUGUCCAGACGGAAUGUUAUCAGAAGUGAAAUACGAUGGAGAAAGGGUGCAGGUACACAAAAAGGGAAAUGAGUUUCGAUAUUUCAGUCGAUCUCUAAAACCUGUGAUGCAGCACAAAGUGAAUCUUUUGAAAGACUAUAUUCCGCAAGCUUUUCCGAAUGCGAAUGAUCUAAUCCUGGAUGCGGAAAUUCUUAUGAUAGACACCAAGACUUGUCAGCCUUUGCCUUUUGGUACUUUAGGAGUUCAUAAGAAAGCGGAAUUCAAAGAUGCAAAUGUGUGUCUCUUCGUAUUCGACUGUAUCUACUUCAAUGGCGAGAUUCUUCUCAACAAAACGAUGAAAGAGAGGCGCACGCUUCUCGAAAAAAACCUUACGGAAAUUCCAAAUCGUAUUAAACUUUCGGAAGUUCAAGAAAUAAGUGAACCAGAGGAAUUAGCGGAGAUGAUCGCUAAGGUUUUGAAGAUGGGUCUCGAGGGUUUAGUUCUAAAAAGUGUGAACGGUACAUACGAACCAGGAAAGAGGCAUUGGUUGAAGGUAAAGAAGGAUUAUUUGUGUGGAGGCGCGAUGGCUGAUACCGCAGAUCUCGUAGUUCUCGGCGCUUGGUACGGAACAGGACACAAAGGUGGUAUGAUGUCUGUAUUUCUCAUGGGAUGUUACGAUACCGACAGAGAUGUUUGGCUGACUGUGACCAAGGUUCACACUGGCCACGACGAUGCAACAUUGGAAAGGCUUCAGGGUGAACUUGAUAUGGUGAAGAUAGGAAAGGACCCCAAUCUCGUUCCUAAAUGGUUGCGAGCAAAUAAACCAAUGAUACCAGAUUUUGUAGCAAAGGAUCCGAAGAAUCAGCCAGUUUGGGAAAUAACUGGUGCAGAAUUUACAAAUCAAGGUGUCCACACUGCUGAUGGUAUCAGCAUUAGAUUUCCUCGAGUAACUCGGAUUCGAAGUGACAAAAAUUGGGAAACGGCAACGACUUUUAACGAGCUUCGAAAUCUUUUUAAGAAUAGUUCUGAGUCGACUGACUUCUCUCUUCUUCUUAGUUCGCCAAACAAAAAGGACUCCAAAGAACUUCUUGGUAAAAAAACGAAGAAAAAGGACGCGAAGGAGGAAAAAUCGACUGAGAAGUUGAAUAAAAGAAAAAUUAAAGAGGAAGGGACUCUGGACACUUUUAUGAAAAAAGGACCAAAGAAUGAAGACUCUUCGGAAGAGAAACCAAAAAAGCGAACAAAGUUGGAGGAAGUCAAGCAGAAUUUGCAUGCGAAAAUUGUAAAAGACGUAUCUUUUAUCGAUUCCGCAGACGAGGAAGAGUUGCAGGAGGACGUAAAAGUGAAACAAGAAAUGAACACGAUCGAAGUAGAUUCGGACGAUUCUAUGAAGGAAAAAUCGAAAAAGAAAGAUAAUAAAACAGAACGAAACAAGCAAAAAACGGAAUUAAAAAUAAAAGAGCCUGGAAUAAAAAUUGAAAACAAAAUUUCGGAAGUGGAUGAUGAAAAUAGAGCGAAAUUCUAUUUGUUCCAAGGGAGAGAUUAUAUUGAAUAUAGCAAAAGCGGAAUUCCUUUAAAUUGGAUUGAAGGUAGAAAGCCACCGGUAGGUUUGCCAAAAAAUGCAAAACUAUUAUCUCACCUCGAUCAGUCUGAAUUGAAUUCUAAAUGCGUGCUUCGAAAUGUCCGUGUAAGUUUUGCUAGUGAUUUUAAGAGGAAAAAGAAGAAAAAGCUCUCGCUGGUGCUUAAAACUCUUGGUGCGACAAUUCUUCAGGAUAGAGAUGUAUCCCAGACGACGCAUAUGAUUCAUAGUAGUACGAAAGUACCAGCGACGAUUCUGCAGGACGGUAGUAACAUUCCAACUACUGCCAGGCACGUACAUGAAUCCUGGGUGGAAAAUUGUGCCACGGAAUCCAAAAUGCAAGAUGCAACUUUGUACGCUGUAAUUUUGUCUGGUGAUUAUUGCAGAUGCCCCUGUCCUCAUGGAAGAUGGGAUUAAAGGAGUUUCUCUGCCGGAGUUGCCAAAUCAUGUUAUUUUUGUAAUUUUUUCUCUGAUCAGUUGGAAGAUCUAGCGUGAUAAUUCGAUCAUAAUUAUCAAUUGUAAAAAUAUUCCAGUUCUUUAAUUUAUAUGGACUUAGAAUUUUAUAGAAUGUUUUGAGUCUAAAACCAAAUUCAAAUAAACUCCUAUUUUUUAGUUCUUUUAUACUUGAA
This is a messenger RNA of Belonocnema kinseyi, 3635 nucleotides long. RefSeq names its product DNA ligase 3 (gene DNAlig3). The transcript has 22 exons. Gene Ontology annotation, molecular function: zinc ion binding; ATP binding; DNA ligase (ATP) activity. Lineage: Eukaryota; Metazoa; Arthropoda; Insecta; Hymenoptera; Cynipidae. The record is from RefSeq and is a predicted model, not a curated record. The coding region runs from base 196 to 3423 and encodes 1075 amino acids. Gene Ontology annotation, biological process: mitochondrial DNA repair; DNA biosynthetic process; DNA recombination. Gene Ontology annotation, cellular component: DNA ligase III-XRCC1 complex.